Molecule: messenger RNA, 4095 nt
Organism: Erinaceus europaeus (western European hedgehog)
Lineage: Eukaryota; Metazoa; Chordata; Mammalia; Eulipotyphla; Erinaceidae
Gene: PTCHD4
Product: patched domain containing 4
Exons: 4
Coding region: 59-2734 (891 amino acids)
Cellular component (GO): membrane
Source: RefSeq, a predicted model, not a curated record
GCGCCCCAGCCCCCGCAGGUUUUAAGGCACAAGUCUGCUUCUUACAACAGCGAGGCACAUGGUUCCAGCGAGGCGCCGAACCCCACCGAGCCCGGGAGGAACCCCACACCGGUGGGACGCUCUGCACCGAGCCGCCUCCAGCCCGGGAGGCCGGGGGCCCCCAGCCCGAGAUGAGCCGCUAGACCCGGAGCGCUGCUCGCUGGCGCGACGGCCGACGGCGCCCGCGAGCUGGACCUGCUGGAGGAUGCUGCGGCAGGUGCUUCGCAGAGGGCUCCAGUCGUUCUGUCACAGGCUGGGCUUGUGCGUGAGCCGGCAUCCCGUCUUCUUCCUCACCGUGCCCGCAGUUCUGACCAUCACCUUCGGCCUCAGCGCGCUCAACCGCUUCCAACCCGAGGGCGACCUGGAACGCCUGGUGGCUCCCAGCCACAGCCUGGCCAAGAUCGAGCGCAGCCUGGCCAGCAGCCUUUUCCCCCUGGACCAGUCCAAAAGCCAGCUCUAUUCGGACUUGCACACCCCUGGGAGGUAUGGCAGGGUGAUCCUCCUCUCCCCACCCGGGGACAAUAUUUUGCUCCAGGCUGAGGGGAUCCUGCAGACCCACCGUACCGUGUUGGAAAUGAAGGAUGGGAGGAACAGUUUUAUUGGACACCAACUCGGCGGGGUAGUGGAAGUGCCAAACAGCAAAGACCCGCGGGUCAAGUCAGCCAGAGCCAUUCAAAUCACCUACUACCUCCAAUCCUAUGGCUCUGCCACCCAGGACCUCAUAGGGGAGAAGUGGGAGAAUGAGUUCUGUAAGCUGAUGAGGAAGCUCCAGGAGGAGCACCAGGACCUUCAGCUCUACUCCUUAGCAUCCUUCAGCCUCUGGAGAGACUUUCAUAAGACCAGCAUCCUGGCCAGAAGCAAAGUCCUGGUGAGCCUUCUGCUGAUUCUGACCACGGCCACUCUCUCCAGCUCCAUGAAGGACUGCUUGCGCAGUAAGCCCUUCCUAGGCUUCCUUGGUGUGCUCACAGUCUGCAUCUCCAUCGUCACUGCAGUGGGGAUCUUCUUCAUCACAGAUGGAAAGUACAACUCCACCCUCCUGGGAAUCCCAUUCUUCGCCAUGGGUCAUGGAACCAAAGGAGUAUUUGAGCUUCUGUCUGGAUGGAGAAGAACCAGAGAGAAUUUGCCCUUCAAAGACAGAAUAGCCGAUGCCUAUUCUGAUGUGAUGGUCACCUAUACCAUGACGAGUUCCUUGUACUUUAUAACCUUUGGCAUGGGAGCGAGCCCAUUUACAAAUAUAGAGGCUGUAAAGGUCUUCUGUCAAAACAUGUGCAUCUCCAUUCUGUUGAAUUACUUCUACAUUUUUUCCUUCUUUGGCUCCUGUCUCGUCUUCGCGGGCCAACUAGAACAAAAUCGCUACCACAGCAUCUUUUGCUGUAAGAUCCCUUCUGCAGAAUAUCUUGACCGCAAACCUGUGUGGUUCCAGACAGUGAUGAGUGACGGACGUCAGCAGACCGCCCACCACGAGGCUAAUCCCUAUCAACACCACUUCAUUCAGCACUUCCUCCGUGAGCAUUACAAUGAAUGGAUUACCAAUAUCUAUGUGAAGCCAUUUGUUGUCAUCCUCUAUCUCAUCUAUGCUUCCUUCUCCUUCAUGGGGUGCUUGCAGAUAAGUGACAGAGCCAAUAUCAUCAAUUUACUAGCCAGUGAUUCCCCAAGUGUUUCCUAUGCCACCAUUCAGCAGAAAUAUUUCAGCAACUACAGUCCUGUAAUAGGAUUCUAUGUCUAUGAACCCCUUGAGUACUGGAACAGCAGUGUCCAAGAGGACCUGCAGAGACUCUGUAGUGGGUUCACUUCAGUGUCCUGGGUGGAACAAUAUUAUCAGUUCCUGAAAGUUAGCAAUAUCAGUGCCAAUAAUAAGAGUGACUUUAUCAAUGUCCUGCAAAGUUCCUUUUUAAAAAAGCCAGAAUUCCUACACUUUCGAAACGAUAUCAUCUUCUCCAAGGCAGGGGACGAAAGCAACAUCAUUGCUUCACGGUUGUAUCUGGUGGCCAGGACUAGCAGAGACAAGCAGAGGGAAGUGAUAGAAGUAUUGGAAAAGCUGAGGCCCCUGUCUCUCUCCAAGAGUAUCCGCUUCAUCGUGUUCAACCCUUCCUUUGUGUUCAUGGACCACUACAGCUUAUCUGUCACGGUGCCUGUUCUAAUUGCAGGCUUUGGUGUUCUCCUGAUCUUAAUCCUGACUUUCUUCCUAGUGAUCCACCCUCUGGGAAAUUUCUGGCUAAUUCUUAGUGUCACCUCAAUUGAGCUGGGCGUUCUGGGCUUGAUGACAUUAUGGAAUGUCGAUAUGGAUUGCAUUUCUAUCUUGUGCCUUAUCUACACUUUAAAUUUCGCCAUUGACCACUGUGCACCACUGCUUUACACAUUUGUAUUAGGAACUGAGCACACCCGAACACAAUGUAUAAAAAACUCCCUGCAAGAGCACGGGACAGCCAUUUUGCAAAAUGUUACUUCUUUUCUUAUUGGGUUGGUCCCCCUCCUAUUUGUGCCUUCAAACCUGACCUUCACACUGUUCAAAUGCUUGCUGCUCACUGGGAGUUGUACACUUCUGCACUGUUUUGUUAUUUUACCUGUGUUCCUAACCUUUUUCCCCCCUUCCAAAAAGCACCACAAGAAAAAGAAGCGUGCCAAACAAAAGGAGAGAGAGGAAAUUGAAUGCAUAGAAAUUCAAGAGAAUCCUGAUCACGUCACUACCGUCUGAAGUGUGUAGACUAAUGGAUAAUUUUUCUUUUCCAGUAUUGCACAACGAAGCAGGGCGAGUAAAGCUCAGACCUCAGCUGCUUGGGCUGUCCAGUGUUAACAAGGCAAGUCAGAUCACAAAUGAAAUGAUUCAUGACACAAGAGGUCCACUUCACAGGGGUAAGAGGGAAUCAAAAAAAGGGGAAAGUUCUUUGCAACCUUGUUCUCCACUAAAGAUACGUUUCUGGAUGGAAUUCUAGAGCUCUUCCAAGGAACAGAUAAAUCAAUGGAGUAUUAGGAGGCAAAAAGGAACACAACCACAUUUUCAAAGAAUUGUUAAGAGAUGGAGAAAAAAAGAAUGGGGGACUCCAAAUAGAAAAAAAAAAGACAUAAAUAUCAAAGUUGCCAUGACACUUUUCAUGUUUGUUUGUUUGUUUUAACAGGUUGAUCAAAGGAAACCUAUGCACUUGGGAAGUACAUAUUUAAUCCUGUCUAUACCAAAGGACUUCCCAAUUCAUUUUAUGUGUACAUAUAUGUAUAUAUCUGAUAUAUACAUAUACUUAGAUUUGUCUUUAGUGUAUACAUUGACAUUUGUGUGAAGAAGAUGUCCAAAUAAAUUGGUAUUUCUCUAGAAUGUCAAAUCAGCCUUAGUCAAAUAUACAUGUAUUAGUGCUCAUUCAAAAUCAACUCAAGUAUUCAGCAGCAAGACCAUUAUUCAACUGUGCAGUACGCAACAUAGAGAUGUGAUCCCACUCAGUUCACUAUGUUGUGUGAUCUAUAUUUGAGAAUCUUUCUUUGAAUGGCUUAACAACAACAACGACAACACAAAUCAUAAAAGCAUUUGAAUUAAUGACCGUGUAGUCAAGAUCUUACAUCUCCUGUUAGAGCUCGAUAAUUGAUAUGGCUUUUCAUGGGCAUGUAAUGCUUCCUGUCCUUGGAAAGGCUGAUUUGCCUGCUUCCAGAGAGCUUUCCACUGCAAACGAACACUUUACACAUGCUAUCCAGACAUACAUGUAUAUGACACACAACUGUGUAUGUUGGGGUAUCCCAUAGUCACAGCUUCUCUCAUUUUAGAUGGCAAAAGUACAUUGCCAUGGAAUGUAGAUAGAUCAUAUAGAAGAAAGGAGACAUAACUAAGAAACUCGUGGUAGCAUGAAAUAGAGUAAACUGGGUCAUCAACAUUCUGUGAGGCCAUCGGCAGGUUCUUAGUGUAAGGAAAAUAUUCUAAUCCUAUGAAGUCUAGAGUGUUCCUUGCAUUAACAUUUGGAACAUUAGCACACACCAUGAUCACUCUACUGGAAUGCCAUUAUUCACUAUGUGUAAAGUGCUCAUCUACUGCCCCAUUCCCUAGGGCCAUCAUAGUUCUCCACAGGUGGUAUGUAG